Messenger RNA from Alosa alosa (allis shad), 6248 nucleotides. It is a transcript of the gene zdhhc9, whose product is annotated as zinc finger DHHC-type palmitoyltransferase 9. Bases 803 to 1990 code for a protein of 395 amino acids. Gene Ontology annotation, biological process: protein targeting to membrane; peptidyl-L-cysteine S-palmitoylation. Gene Ontology annotation, molecular function: protein-cysteine S-palmitoyltransferase activity. Lineage: Eukaryota; Metazoa; Chordata; Actinopteri; Clupeiformes; Clupeidae. The transcript is spliced from 9 exons. The record is from RefSeq and is a predicted model, not a curated record. Gene Ontology annotation, cellular component: Golgi apparatus; endoplasmic reticulum.
ACGAACCCAGCUCCCAUCCAGUGGGGAGGUAAAGCGCUCCUAUACGGAAUCUUUUUGUCGCAAUUUGGGUGAAUAUUCAUCUUCAUGAAAUAGAGCAUUAAGAACGACGUAAAAGAUUUUUGAAAUAAAUAUGUGAAAAUGUGUAAUGCGCUAGAAGAUUGUUAACCACGUUAGUGGACCUGUACAGGACGUCUCAUCGAAAUGGCAUGAAUGUCAACGGGUCAAGGUCCACUCUUUUGAUGCCAGUGUCAAGAUUUACCAACGUGCGUUUACGAGAAUAAAAACCUGCCUUACUUACCUAGGCAACGCGACUGGGGUGAAGACAGAUAUCCUGGAAAUGCCAGAAUGUGAGAUUUAUGACCACCGCUUGAUUUUGCGCAUUGAGAAGAACUUUGAGAAGAAAAUAUGGAUUUCUUUUAUCAUCCAGGACCAGACAUGCUAUAUGAUGUGACUUUAAAGUACUGUACAGACAAUUCCACAUUUUCUGAACGAAGAAAUACAUUUGCUGUUUAAAAGCUACUGAAUUGGAUACCUUCUCGGUAUUAUAGCCUAUGCUAUCUAAGGCUAGCGUCGGAUGGUGAAGACAAGAAGCGAUAUUCUACAAGAGCAUAUGAUUCGUAGGGCUGCUUGCACGCUGACAUUUCCAUGAAUUUGCGAUAUAUCUGGAAAAUUUCGAUUGGCAAUGACUGUGACAAAUUCACUCCUGACAGUUUACUCAAACAGUUAGCCCAGCAAUAUUAAACGAUUUGAUUUUUAUAUUUUCUAUUUCAUCAUUAUUGACUAUUUGUAAUCACUGUUCAUCAUGUCGGCUGUAAUGAUAGCCAGAAAGGGUACCCGAAAAUGGGAGAAGCUCCCGGGAAAGAACACUUUUUGCUGUGACGGCCGCGUUAUGAUGGCCCGUCAGAAAGGCGUGUUUUACCUAACUCUGUUCCUCAUCAUCGGGACCUGCUCCUUGUUCUUCGGUUUUGAGUGUCCUUACCUGGCGGUCCACCUCUCCCCCGCCAUCCCCGUCUUCGCCAUCGUCCUCUUCCUCUUCGUCAUGGCCAUGCUGCUGAGGACCAGCUUCAGUGACCCGGGGGUCUUACCGCGAGCCCUUCCAGAGGAGGCGGCCUUCAUCGAGAUGGAGAUCGAGGCGGCCAAUGGGAACGUGCCUGCGGGACAGCGGCCCCCACCGCGCAUCAGAAACGUCCAGAUCAACAACCAGAUUGUGAAGCUGAAGUACUGCUACACCUGCAAGAUCUUUCGCCCACCCAGAGCCUCCCACUGCAGCAUCUGUGACAACUGCGUGGACCGUUUUGACCACCACUGCCCCUGGGUGGGGAACUGCGUGGGGAAGAGGAACUACCGCUACUUCUACCUGUUUACGCUCUCCCUCUCCCUGCUCACCAUCUACAUCUUUGCCUUUGACAUUGUCCACGUGGUGCUACGCUCUGUGGAUUCCGGGUUUGUGAACACGCUGAAGGAGACCCCUGGAACUGUGCUGGAGGUGGUGGUGUGCUUCUUCACCCUCUGGUCCGUGGUGGGGCUGACCGGCUUCCACACAUACCUGAUCUCCCUCAACCAGACCACCAACGAAGACAUCAAAGGCUCGUGGUCGGGGAAGAACCGGGUGCAGAACCCUUACAGUCACAAGAACAUCAUUAAGAACUGUUGUGAGGUCCUGUGUGGCCCGCCCUAUCCCAGUGUGCUGGACAGGAGAGGGGUGGUGCUGGACGACGCGGCAGCUCUGGCCAAAUCUGAUGCUCCUGCCGCCUCCACUGCUGUCAACAAGGGGAGCAACCCUGUGCCACAGACCACAAAAACCACAGCGCCACUGAUUCCUAAUGAGCACACUCCAGACGAUGCGAAGCCCAGCAUUGCAGCUCUGCCGGAGAAGAGCCACUCGCCCCCUGAAGAGGAGAAAGCAGCCUCCCCAGCGGACGUGCCCUCCAAGUCCCCCACUGAUGUCCGAUUCCCCGACGGCUCCAAGGAAUUGAGCCAGAAGUUGUAGAAGAAGGUUACCCGGAGACUCAGCUCUGAGUUUCUGCUCCACUUUCAAAAUGCACUGGGCGUUUCAAGCCUAAACCCAAGCUGAAAUCUACCUGGUCUAAACCUCAACCUUGGACCUGGACUCAGAGAGUGUGUGUAUGUUUGUUAUUGGUUGAGAGGCUUCCAGAGACAUCCUCCAUGCUACGCACUGGGCGUGGACGAAAACCUUUUAGAGUGUGGAUCCAGCCAACUGUUCUAGGAUCAGCAGAGUAUAGCCUGCACCGCGGCAACAGAACUACUGUCUUUCCUUUUGAACAUUGCAUGAAAACAAAAAAAACAGUUAUACAAACAAGCGAAUAAUGGGGUGUUGGUGAACUCACUUUGAAAUGGCUGAUCGUUCUCCAUUGAGCUGAUUGCUAGCUGCUGGCUGUGUGUCUGUUUUUCUUUUGUUAUUUUGUACGGCUUGAGAUUGCCAUCAGUUGAUGUUCCCUUAAUCCCCUUUUUUCAAAUCAAAUCAAAUGAUUGUUCUUCAAAUGUGAAUAUCUGCCCUCUGCAAUUGUAUCCAGCGCAAUUGUAAUAUACAGUGCUCCCCCUGGUGGACAUGUGCAUACACAUCAAAACAUGCUUCAGAAUCAGCCCUCGGCUUCUGCUUACAGUACCCAAAUGUCCCUAUGCAAUACCUACAGAUAGGCACUAGAGCUUUUUGGUUGAGACAGUGGGCCAACACAGGUGUCGAAUAUAUAUAGAUGUCUCUAAACUGCAAACUUUAAAGUUACUCAUAGAUUUGGAGUGGCACUGGGGUAGAUUGCACAUAGAGAUAAUAUUAAUGUGUAACCAUUAAGAGGUCUUUGAUGUUUAAAUAAUGCUGCCAAACUACUGGUCUUUCCCUGUAUACUCAAAACUUAAAAAUGGAAGCAGUCAAAGGGGAAUUUGAUGUUGAAAUGAGCUUUAGGACAUAAUAAAGCAUGUACAAUGCCAUCUAGGAAUCUAUGAAGAAGGAUUGGUGAAUGGUGAGCAAAGGGAGAGUACAGGACUUUAGGCCACAAUCCAGAUCCAUUCAGUAGUGUUUGCACUGAAGGUCCCUUCUCCUGAGAGCAAACCAUUGGCUUCUCUGGGAGUUUUGAGUCAGAAGUCCUCCAAUUCCUUCUUUAUACAUAACAUAGACGCUGUGUCCUUCCUUGCCCUUGUGUCCUGUUGAGGACACACCAGGACUGCUGUUGAUCGACUACUAGUAACAGUGCCUUAUCUACAAGCUGCACUAUCUUCAUCUAUCCAGGCCAUCUGCAAACCAACUCUCCCAGGUCUCACCUGCGUGGCACUACGUCUACUUGUACAGUGUGCAGAUUAGGGAAGGAAUACUCUAACUGUUUUUUUUUUACUAGUACCAUGGAGACAUCGAAAUGCACAGACAUGAGAAGUGAAAAUGCAAAGCCAUUGUGUAAAUGUAUAUAUUGCAUAUGCUGUGUGGAAGUGCACAUGUGUUUGAAACUCCUCUGGGUUAUUUCGUUAUGAAAAUAGUGUUUUUUUAGCCUGGUCAAAAAGCAUUUGUAUGUCUCUGCGUGCAUAUUCACUUCAUUUUUGGAGGAGGAGGAGAAGGAGGAGGGGGGGAGGAAUGACAGAUAGGUAACUUUGUCCUUAUCUGUGCAUGCUUGACUGUUUUUCAAGGCCAUUUUCAUUCUUGACAUACCAGACCGCUUCCCAUGAAGCCUCACUCACCUCUUCUUUUUGCCAUUCAUAUUUUCCUCCUGUCAUUCUCCUCUCUCUCUCUCUCUCUCUCUCCCUCUCUCCUUCUCUCCUCUCUCUCGCCACUGAGCAGCGGGGUUCUCUCCCACUCGGUGGAUGAAAGUAUGCUUACUCGAGUCCCGCGCUGCACCAGCCUCUGAAGAUGUGUGCGGCACUCUCAUUAUGUAGCCCUGAGACAUGAGAGACCCCACCCCGCCCCGCCCCACUCUUCCAUCCAUUCCACCCAUCUGUUCUCUGUUCAUUUCACACUAAGUAGAGAAAGAGACAGGAAUGAGAGAGUUCACUGCAGCAGUGGAUGUGUUGGGGGUAGUGUGGAGUGGGAAGGGGUGGGGGGGGGGGCUGAAUUUGGUUGCUAAGGCAACCCAGAGGCAUGAUAGAGAAACUGCAUUCCAUUAUUGAAAGAGAUGUUUUGAUGUGCAAGAUGUUGGAGCAGUGUUAGUCUGCAAAGAGUAAAGGCUGUUAUGGUAUAGUGUGACUAGAGCAGUUGUGUCUACUCGUCCCCCUUAGUGGCUGCCAUCUGGCUUUGUUACGAUGUGUACUUUAUCUUUUUCUAGCACCCAGAAGAAAAAGUAUUCUUUUACAUUCUUUAGAUAUGUGGUACAGUAUGAGAAAGAAUGAGAUAGUGAGGGCAUAUUGUGUAGCCUUUAGUUUCUUUAUUUCUUGCUUGUGUCAAGAAACGGAUAGCAUGCUACUCUCUCUCUCUCUCUUUGUGUCUCUGGCCUUCUCUCUCUCUCUCUUUCUCGUUUCUCUCUCUCUUUUUCUCUCUGUGUUUUUUUAUGGGUAAAGUAAAUGAGCUGUGAAAGCAAGCGCUGAAUCAGUAUUAUUAUGCUUGAGUGUUGUCUGGGUGAGUUCAGACUGUAGGUGUUGCUGCAUUCAACAUCUGUCAACCCAUGCCACCAUUAGAGGGGAGGGCCAACCCAUGCCACUAUUAGAGGGCAGGGCCAACCCAUGCCACUAUUAGAGGGCAGGGCCAACCCAUGCCACCAUUAGAGGGGAGGGCCAGUGGCACCACGCGUGGAGCACAAGUGUCACUACCGGUGGUUGGGUUUGACAGCUGAGUGGUUGGAUUGAUGGCAGAGUGGUUUCUCACACUCCCCAGCCGUCUGAAGAAGAAAUAUUUAUUUAUCUCCCUGUAUGUUUAUGUUGAUCCCAAGAAUAUAUCUUUCAUCAGGAGGUUGGCCAUUCACUGAAUGCUUCCAGAAUUUGCCUUGCUGAUGUGUGUUCCAGCUCUGGUAUAUUUGGUAUGAUGUCAGACUGUGGUGUUCUGUUAAGGCGUGUAGAGAGUGAAGACUGUAUACUGUGAUAAUGGGCAUAAUGCACUUCAUACUCUUACCCCCAGUUUCCCUAAGUUAUGACAUCCAGAGGAUCAUUAAUGUCUAAGUUGUUGAAAUAUUUUAAAGCCUGAGCUCAGAAUUAUUUCCCUGGAUGAUAACAUGCUCUUGAUAUCUCACUAGAGGAGGAUAGUCGGUUUAUGGUUACAUUUAGCAACAAACAACAUUGCUUCUCUUUUGCUGCAGUUUUUCUCUCUGUGUUUUUAUCACUGUAGCUACAAUCCUGGCCUUCACAGUAAAACAAAAACACAUUUAGUAAAAUAUCUGAUAGUAAAAUAUUUGAUAGUGAACAGUGGUAAACUGUAGAUUUAGAUUUUAAUUUGAUUAUCAGACCUCAGUUUAACCUCAUUUAUCAAGAAGCGACAGGUGUGUGUUCUGCUUAACCUGUCUGCAUGCAGGAAAUGGAAUUGAAGAAUUAGAUGUAAGUGUGGCUGAAUCAUGGUUGAUGACUCUUAAUCUUGACUAAUCUUUUUUUGUCUAAAUCAGGAUUUACAUGAACAACAUGGGUGAAAGCAUGCACUCUGGUUUUUGUACUGAGAUGAGUCAAACCAAAAAAUGGGUAAAAUCCAGAAGAAAAGUGAAGUGUUUCGUAACAUUUUUUUAUUUUAUUUAUUUGAUCAGUACAGACCAAAUACAACCUGUCGUCUGCCUGACUCCACUCUGCACAAAUAUGAGUAAUGUGUAAAGUCAACAUCUAACCUGUGUGCAUAUUGACUAAAGGCAUUGUAUGGCUGUUUGCUUGGGUAUUAACAGAAGUUCACAGUGAGUGAAAUCGUGGACUUUCAUUGGUGUUUUAUUGCUAUUCUGAGGGACCCUUUAAAAAUCAAGUGAAGAGAGUUGAGAUAAAAUCGACAUGGAAAAGGAAGUUGUGUCAGUACUGUCUGUACUGUCUGUUAGUGUUAGCUUUCAGGAAAUUCUGAUUUUCACCUGGAGUGGUGCGUACAUGUAUGGAGUUUAUGCGUGUUUGAUGUUAAUACCUAAUACAGACCAGAUGUAAGGUUUUUAAACAGCCUGGUCUCAAUCUAUACGGUACAUUAUACAGUAUAUAUAAAUACAUUACAAAUGUAUCACAAAUGGAUUCUGUUUAUGUUCACUUUACUUUGUAUUAUCACUGUGAUUUAUGUAAAUUCCCAUAUAUCCUUCACUUCUUUUUACAUGAUGGAUACAUUGGUGUGUAUGUUCAUUAAAUUAUAUAUUGUCUUAUUA